Messenger RNA from Emiliania huxleyi CCMP1516, 1368 nucleotides. RefSeq names its product putative glutamine synthetase (gene GLN2). The record is from RefSeq and is a predicted model, not a curated record. Gene Ontology annotation, molecular function: glutamine synthetase activity. The coding region runs from base 1 to 1368 and encodes 455 amino acids. NCBI's taxonomy places the organism in Eukaryota, Haptophyta, Isochrysidales, Noelaerhabdaceae. The transcript has 9 exons.
AUGAGCACUGCCGCGGCCGAGAUUGCCGAGCGAGGCGCCGCCGCCGGCCUCAAGUUCUACCAGUUCUCCUUCGUCGACCUCUUUGGUGUGCAGCGAAGCAAGCUCGUGCCAGCCUCUCGCGUCGCGGAGAUUGCAGAGGGUGGCGCGGGCUUCGCAGGCUUCGCAGCGCACCUCGACAUGGACCCGACGAUGGGCGAUCUGCUCGCCGUUCCGGACGCAGCGACGCUCACGCCGCUGCCGUGGCAGCCCGAGGUCGGCUGGCUCAGCUGCAACCUUGUGCACGAGGACACGGAGCUCGCCCACGGCCCUCGCAACGUGCUGCGCAGCGUGCAGGCCAAGCCAGCAGUACACGGCGUGGCGCUCAAGACGGGCGUAGAGUGCGAGUUCUUCCUCCUCGACGGCAGCGCGCCCGCCGCCCGCCCGGCGCUCUCCGACCCGCUCGACGCGAAGCCGUGCUAUGACGCGCACGCGCUCAUGCGCCGGUACGAGCUCAUCUCGACGCUGGUGAGCCACAUGGAGCAACUCGGCUGGGGCCCGUACCAGGCGGACCACGAGGACGCCAACGGCCCCGACCGCGACCGAUGCGGAGGGUCCUCCGUGCGCGCGCGUGGCACUGAGCAGUGCCGACCCUUCCGAACAGGCCAGUUCGAGAUCAACUGGGACUUUGACGACGCCCUGGCGAGAGUGACCGCCGACCGCGUGGUGCUCUUCAAGUACAUGGUGCGCUCGCUGGCCGAGCGGGCCGGCCUCCGCGCGACGUUUAUGCCAAAGCCCUUCGCGUCGCUGACCGGCUCCGGCUGCCACGCACACAUGCACGGGCUCUCUCCGCUGGCGCUCUCCUUCACCGCCGGCCUGCUCGCCCACGCGCCGGCGCUCACGGCGCUCACCAACCCGACCGUCAACUCGUACAAGCGGCUGGGCGCGCGCAUGACUUCUUCGGGGGCGACGUGGUGCACUGACAGCCCUGCGGCUCGACACGGACAGGAGCGCGAAGCCGAACCCACCGACUCACCAGCCGACAGUGGGCUACCUCCCAAUAGGCUGGCCGACAUGAGCGCCAACCCGUACCUGAUGGCGGCCGCCAUCGGCGCGGCCGGCCUCGACGGCCUGCGAGCGCGGAGUGUGCCGCCGCCGCCGACGGACCGCAAGCCUAGACUACCCGAGAUUACCCGAGAUUACCCGAGAGCCUCCCCGCCGCUGCCGAGCAACCUGGCCGGCGCGCUCGAGGCGCUCGAUGCCUCGAGCCCGCUCCGGUCGGGCCUGGGCGACGCUUUCGUGGACAGCUACCUCAAGUUGCGCCGGGCGCACUGGGCCGAGUACAUGGCGCAGCUCACGCCGUGGGAGCUGGAGACGUAUCUCGACGCCUAG